CGGCCCCAGAGGAGGCGCAGACCAGCAGAGGGAGCAACGACUGGAACAAGACGGCGGCCCAAGAGGAGGCACAGGCCCCCUGGAAGAGGGAGGACUGGGCCAAAAAGGAGGCCCCAGAAGAGGUGCAGACCCGCAGAAGGAGCGAUGACUGGAUCAAAAAGGCCCCAGAGGAGGCGCCGACCCCCGGGAGGAGGGAGGACUGGAUUAAGAAGUUGUCUCCAGAGGAGGCGCAGACCCGCAGAAUGAGCGACGACUGGAUCAAGAAGGAGGCCUCAGAGGAGGCGCAGACCCCUGGGUGGAGGGAGGACUGGAUUAAGAAGUUGUCCCCAGAGGAGGCGCAGACCCCUGGAUGGAAGGAGGACGGGAUUAAGAAGUUGUCCCCAGAGGAAGCGCAGACCCCCGGGAGGAGGGAGGACUGGAUAAAGGAGCUGAAGUCGGUGCUCAAAGAGGAGGUACUUUCCCCGAAGAGGAGAGAGGAGCAGGUGAAGAAAAAGAAGAAGGUGGUGGUCAUGGACGAGGUGCCCACGUUCAUGCACAGGAGGACAGAGGUGAAGAUAGAGGUGAAGAAAGAGAAGGAGGUGCAGGGGGAGGAGAAGACGCCAAAGAAGUCUGUGAGGCUGCAGAGCCCAACUGCUCAUGGGGAAGACAGCGACAGUCCGGACCCCCAGGAGUACGAGAUCUCCCUCUAUGUCAAGGCUGGCAGUGAUGGUGAGAGCAUCGGGAACUGUCCGUUCUCCCAACGCCUCUUCAUGAUCCUGUGGCUGAAGGGAGUUAUCUUCAACGUCACCACAGUCGACCUCAAAAGGAAACCGGCGGACCUGCAGGACCUGGCCCCGGGGACCAACCCUCCAUUCGUCACAUUUAACGGGGAGGUGAAGGUCGACGUCAACAAGAUAGAAGAGUUCCUUGAGGAAAAACUCACGCCACCACGGUACCCCAAGUUGGCGACGAAUCACCCAGAGUCAAACACCGCAGGUAUAGAUGUGUUCUCCAAGUUCUCUGCCUACAUCAAGAACCCCCGCAAAGAUACCAACGACGGCCUGGAGAAGGCCCUGUUGAAGUCUCUGAGGCGACUGGAUGAAUUCCUGAGGACCCCCCUGCCGGAGGAGAUUGAUGCCAACAGCACAGAAGACACUCAGGAGUCCACACGCUGCUUCCUGGAUGGACCUGACCUCACACUGGCAGACUGCAACCUGCUGCCCAAACUACACAUCAUAAAGGUGGUGGCCAGGAAGUACCGUGGCUUUGAGAUCCCAGUGGAGAUGACGGGGGUGUGGCGCUAUCUGAACCAUGCCUACAAGAGGGAAGAGUUUACUAACACCUGUCCUGUUGAGCGCGAAAUUGAAUUUGCCUACAUAGAUGUGGCCAAACGAAUCAAAUAGCGAGAGGGGGAGGAGGGAGAGACUGAGAAGGCCCAAUCCCAAAUUGUGUGUGUGCGUGUGUGUCUUUGUACACUCACCGGUUGGGUUGGACGGCACUCAUAUGUAGUGUCAUGACUGCUGUGAUUGUAAGACCACUAGACAGAGAGGUCUGCAUCCAUUUCACAUCCAGUCCUUUUGGCCAAAGCCCUCUGCGGUGCACUAUAAUACAGCUGUAUGGUGUCAUUGAAGACACAGACACUGUUAGAAACCUAGAGUACGAACUCUAACAGCGUAUAGCACUAUCUACUAUCUGCAACAUUGUAAAAUUGUCCUAAAGCAUCCAUAAGCAUUCAUUGGAGUGUUAUAACCUCUGUGUCUUAGAGGAAUAGCAGAGCACAGGUAAACACGCCAUACUUAUAUGAAUAUGCAACACUUUGGCCUUGACCACAGCAUUAACCUAUAUAUAGAAAUUAACAUACAUAUACUUUAUAAAUGAACUUUUCUUUAGUUUCUCCCCCGUCUUAUUUUGGCUAUCUAUGGUUGAAUAAUAAUCAAUAGUAAAAAGCUUUUUGAUGUCAAGGUCUGACUUUUCUAUUUGUACGUUUUGUAAAAGCAAAUCUGCUUUAAUACCAUUUAUAUCGAAUUCUGUUGACCAUAACAUAAUUGUGGGUGGGGCUUUCUGUUGAGAAGCUCACCUGUUUGGGCCUCCCUGACCAUGCAGGUUGAAUCGGAAGCCAUUUUGAUUGUGGCGGAAGUGUGUACUGUAUCUCUCUAUGCACCAAACAAAUACUGACACAACCCUGUGUACUCGCCUUAUAAUCCUCACCAGAGGAUACUUUAUUAAACUGAUUUCAGAACAGUGA
This is a messenger RNA of Oncorhynchus masou masou (cherry salmon), 2224 nucleotides long. Its product is annotated as chloride intracellular channel protein 4-like. The record is from RefSeq and is a predicted model, not a curated record. The coding region runs from base 243 to 1382 and encodes 379 amino acids. NCBI's taxonomy places the organism in Eukaryota, Metazoa, Chordata, Actinopteri, Salmoniformes, Salmonidae. The transcript is spliced from 6 exons.